GCUGCUCGAUGCUGCUAUAAUGGGAAUCGGCCUUAAUCAAAGCAUGCGCUGGUACUGGGUCCGCGAGUGACGUCACUACACGCGGCGAAAAAAUUCAGUGAUCGAGCAAUCCUUAUAUUCAGCUUAAGUCUGGUGACCAUUGUUUAGCAAACAAUAUUAGUUACUAAGUAAGAUUAAAACUUUGAAGUUAACAAUAUUGAUUAAAUUUGGUAGUCUGAAUCCCACAUUGUAAACGUAUUUUCAAUAUUGAAAUCGAAUGGAUUAUUGAUUAUGAUAAUGGUAUGAAGUUAGCUGUUUUUAGUCCAAAUGCUCCUUUGUAGUUCUAGUAGAGUGUAAUACAUAACCUUUAAAGUACGCUACAGAUUUAUAGGCACAAAAGUACAUGCAAUUUAUCCAUAUAUCUACGUUUAUAUAUCAAAUUAACCAAAUCACAUAAUUAGUUCUGAAAAUAGGUAUUAAAAUGGCUAAGAAACGAACAACAAAAGAACAGUUUGAAAUUUAUGUGCGCACUUUGGAAAAUAAUAAAUUAUUCGUGACUGGCAGGUUAAAGCCAGGUAUGAACCCUGAAAUCCUACAAGAACUUUGGACGUCUCUCGUUGAUGAAUUAAAUUCUUGUGGGAGUGGACCUGUAAGAACGGUGGAAGGCUGGAAAAAGGUUUUUACUGAAUGGAAGUCUCUUGUCAAAAAAAGAGCUCGAGAAGGAAAAUUACUCUCUGAAGUGGAAAAAAGAUAUCUGGAAGCUACAGGUGUUGUGGCUGUGUCAGGAAUUACAUCGGUACAAGAACUAGGUGUUGAAGACACCGAAGCACCGAUUAAUGCAGAUGACGAUGUAGUAAUAACUCUGACAGGGCACCAGGAAACCCAUAUUGAAAUGUGUGAUGAUGAUUUUGAGGAUGUUGAUGAUCCAUCCUCUACUCCUAAGGUUCAGGGGAACAUAAAAAGAGCUACCCCAAAGACCACAAAGAGUUCAAUGAAACACCCCUUACUCAAUGCUUACGCGCAUGGACAAGCUGAGCAAAGGGAUGGUCUUCUGGCGGUUGCUUCUGCCCUACAGGAAAUUGCCCGAGAAAGAAAAACAAAAAUAACUGUUGAACAAUUUAAAAUUUAUUUAAAACAGUUAGAAAAAUUUAAGUGCCUAACAGAGAUACCAACUGAGGAAUUUGCCAAGUUAUGUAAUAUUCUUAAUAACUCAAAGGGGGCAACCAAAAGUGUAGAGGAGUGGAAAAAGAGUUUUACGGAAUGGACCUCGAGAACAAAGAGAAAAGCCAGAGAGUUGUAUGUACAUCGGUUACAAACAGGUGGUGGGAUGCCUAUUGAUAUACAGUUAAAUGAAAUUGAAAAUUGGCUCUUAAACAUCAUUACUAAACUUGUAAUCAGUGGUAUGGAUGUUCCUGAAUUAUGCAAUAGUAAACGAAGCACAGUAAUUUUUAAAAAAAUUUCUAAAUCACUGGAAAACAGACCAAAACAAAAAAAAAGAAGUAGAAGAAAUCGGUUGAGUAAGAAUGUAUUAAGAACUGUAGAGGAAUACAUCAAAAACAACAAAAGAAUGACAUUAACAUUGCACAUUUUAUUACAAUCCUUAGAGGAGUUUCUGGCAGCAGUAAAGAGACUGCUAUCUAUUAUGUAAGGCAAAAUUUUGA
This is a messenger RNA of Photinus pyralis (common eastern firefly), 1640 nucleotides long. RefSeq lists its product as uncharacterized. Gene Ontology annotation, cellular component: nucleus. The coding region runs from base 461 to 1627 and encodes 388 amino acids. The transcript has 8 exons. NCBI's taxonomy places the organism in Eukaryota, Metazoa, Arthropoda, Insecta, Coleoptera, Lampyridae. The record is from RefSeq and is a predicted model, not a curated record.